GCUCGUCCACCACCACUCUCCUACACGUAUGAUGCAGUCUCCUCGACAUAUUCAACGUGAUCGACUCGACGUAUGACCAGCAGUCAGCCACCUCCUAUCCCACAUCAUAACUACACUCAUUCUUUCUCCUCCCACUUGAACGGGAGAGUAAAGGUACGGCCGUCGGAUGCUCGGGGGGCACAGGGAAGCAUCGGAUAUCCCGUGUGAUCAUUCAUUUUGAUGGGUUUUCAUGAUUCGCUAGUACGGCUACCGUUCCCGAGCACCACCACGUCUAGUGUGGGCAUCCCUGAAAAAAACACUCGUUUUGUAACAUGCGGUGCUGCACUGCCAGCAGCAGUUCCUCAUGUUUUCAAGGAUACGGAUUUAACAGAAAUAUACUACUAUUAGUCUCACCUGGGAUUUCUGUUUACCCGUCAAAAGCACAAGUAGCGUAGCUGAGUCCCGCUGUGCAUCAGUUGUAAAGAAAACAUUUUUUUUUUCACUGUAUCGUUAUUUUAAACAGACGCGACGCUGAUUUUUUUCUCCCUCGACCGCUUCGUAGCCACAAGUGAAGAAAUAACGGGGUAGGGGAUGGCCAAUGUCCAUGAUGAGCGCCAGGUGGUCCGAGAUGGUGGGAUCAGUGGAGCAGGCCAGGACCAGAAUGGUAGUCUCUGGCCAGGUUCGACCCCCAGCCCAAAGGCUCUGGAUGGUUCUUCCCCCAGCGCCGGCACCAUGAGCACCAUCUCUCCCACCGACUUCGACAGCCUGGAGAUCCAGCAGCAGUACAACGACAUCAACAACCGCUGGGACCUGGCCGCCGAGACCGACUGGGACAAUGAGAACAGCUCGGCACGCCUCUUCGAGCGCUCGCGCAUCAAGGCCCUGGCAGACGAGCGUGAGGCCGUGCAGAAGAAGACCUUCACCAAGUGGGUGAACUCUCACCUGGGCCGCGUCACCUGCCGCAUCGGGGACCUGUACACGGACCUGCGCGAUGGACGCAUGCUCAUCCGCCUGCUGGAGGUCCUCUCUGGGGAGCAGCUGCCCAAGCCCACCAAGGGCCGUAUGCGUAUCCACUGCCUGGAGAACGUGGACAAGGCGCUGCAGUUCCUCAAGGAGCAGAAGGUCCACCUGGAGAACAUGGGCUCCCACGACAUCGUCGACGGCAACCACCGCCUCACCCUGGGCCUCAUCUGGACCAUCAUCCUCCGCUUCCAGAUCCAAGACAUCAGCGUGGUGACAGAGGACAACAAGGAGAAGAGGUCUGCCAAAGACGCCCUGCUGCUGUGGUGCCAGAUGAAGACGGCUGGAUACCCUAAUGUCAACGUCCACAACUUCACCACGAGCUGGAGGGAUGGCCUGGCGUUCAGUGCCAUCGUGCACAAACACAGAUCUGACCUGAUUGAGUUCGACACCCUGAAGAGGUCGAAUGCCCACCACAACCUCCAGAACGCUUUUAAUGUGGCGGAGAAGGAGCUGGGCCUCACCAAGCUGCUGGACCCAGAAGAUGUGAAUGUGGACCAGCCAGAUGAGAAGUCCAUCAUAACAUAUGUGGCUACCUACUAUCACUACUUCUCCAAGAUGAAGGCUCUGGCCGUGGAGGGAAAGAGGAUCGGCAAGGUGCUGGACUACGCCAUCGAGGCAGACCAGCUGAUCGACAAGUACGAGAGCCUGGCUUCGGAGCUGCUGCAGUGGAUCCAGCAGACCAUCCACACGCUCAACGACCGGCAGCUGGCCAACUCCCUCAACGGGGUGCAGAACCAGCUGCAGGCCUUCAACUCCUACCGCACCGUGGAGAAACCGCCCAAGUUCACAGAGAAGGGAAACCUGGAGGUUCUGCUCUUCACCAUCCAGAGCAAGAUGAGAGCCAACAACCAGAAGGUGUACAUGCCCCGCGAGGGGAAGCUCAUCUCUGACAUCAACAAGGCGUGGGAGCGUCUGGAGAAGGCGGAGCAUGAGCGUGAGCUGGCACUGAGGAACGAGCUGAUUCGCCAGGAGAAGCUGGAGAUGCUGGCGGCUCGUUUCGACCGCAAGGCCGCCAUGAGAGAGACCUGGCUCAGCGAGAACCAGAGGCUGGUGUCCCAGGACAACUUUGGCACGGACCUGGGCGCGGUGGAGGCGGCCACGCGGAAGCACGAGGCCAUCGAGACGGACAUCGGGGCGUACGGGGAGCGCGUGGCGGCGGUGGAGGCGGUGGCCCGGGAGCUGGAGGCGGAGAGCUACCACGACGUGCGGCGCGUGGCGGCCCGGCGCGACAACGUGCUGCGGCUCUGGGAGUACCUGAAGGAGCUGCUGGCGGCGCGCCGCGAGCGCCUCCACGCCCACCGGGACCUGCAGCGCCUCCUGCAGGAGAUGCGCUACAUCAUGGACUGGAUGGGAGACAUGAAGGGACGGCUGCAGUCCCAGGACAGCGGGAAGCAUCUGCAUGACGUGCUGGACCUGCUGCAGACCCACACCCUGGUGGAGGCCGACAUCUCCGCCCAGGCCGAGAGGAUCAAGGGAGUGCAGGCGGCCGCCCAGCGCUUCACCUCCCAGGACCAGCCCUACAAGCCGUGUGAGCCGGCGCUGGUGGUGGAGCGGGUGGACCUGCUGGGCCGGGCCUACGGGGAGCUGGGCCAGCUGGCGGUGGAGCGCCGCGACCGCUUGGAGGACUCGCGGCGCCUCUGGCAGUUCCUGUGGGAGCUGGGCGAGGAGGGCGCCUGGAUCCGGGAGCAGGAGCAGAUCCUGGCGGCGGCGGACUGCGGCCGGGACCUGACGUCGGCGCUGCACCUGCUCAGCAAGCACGAGGCCUUCCGGGACGAGAUGGCGGCUCGCUACGGGCCCCUGGGGACCAGCAUCGCGGCCGGAGAGGCCCUGGUGCAGGAGGGCCACGUGGGGGCCCCGGAGGUCACGGAGAGGAUCAGGGACAUCAGGGAGCAGUGGGCGCACCUGGAGGAGACCUCCGUGCUGAGGGAGCAGAGCCUGAAGGAGGCGGUGGCGCUGCAGCAGUUCCAGACGGACGCCAGCGACAUGGAGGCGUGGCUGGGGGACACCCUGCGGCAGGUGUCCAGCCAGGAGGUGGGCCACGACGAGUUCUCCACCCAGACGCUGGCCCGCAAGCAGCGCGAGGUGGAGGAGGAGAUCCAGAGCCACCGGCCCGUCAUCGACUCCCUCCAGGAGCAGGUGCUGGCGCUGCCCGAGGCCUACGCCCACGACCCCCAGGUGGACGGCCGCGUGCCCAGCAUCGAGCAGCGCUUCGCGGAGCUGGAGUCGCUGUCGGCGGCGCGGCGGCAGGCCCUGGAGGGGGCGCUGGCGCUCUACCGCAUGUUCAGCGAGUCGGGAGCCUGCCUGCAGUGGGUGGAGGAGAAGGAGCAGUGGCUCCACAGUAUGGCCAUCCCCACCAAGCUGGAGGACCUGGAGGUGGUGCAGCAGAGGUUUGAGACGCUGGAGCCAGAGAUGAACAACCUGGGUCUGCGGGUGACCGACGUGAACCAGGUGAACCAGCAGCUGCUGGGCUCUGAGAACCGGGACAAGGAGCAGAUCAACAGGACCCAAGAACAGCUCAACGACAGGUGGAAGGAGUUCCAGCAGCUGGCGGACCAGAAGAAGCUGGCGCUGGAGUCGGCCCUCAACAUCCAGAACUACCACCUGGAGUGCAACGAGAUCCAGAGCUGGAUGAAGGAGAAGACCAAGGUGAUCGAGUCCACCCAGAGCCUGGGCAACGACCUGGCCGGGGUGAUGGCCCUGCAACGCAAGCUCACCGGCAUGGAGCGAGACCUGGAGGCCAUUCAGGGCAAGCUGAACGACCUGCGGACGGAGGCGGAGAAGCUGGCGGAGGAGCACCCGGACCAGGCGGAGGAGAUCCAGGCGCGCCGGGCGGGCAUCCAGGAGGUGUGGGAGGAGCUGAACGCCACCAUGAAGCUGCGCGAGGAGUCCCUGGGCGAGGCCAGCAAGCUGCAGGGCUUCCUGCGCGACCUGGACGACUUCCAGUCCUGGCUGUCGCGCACGCAGACGGCGGUGGCCUCGGAGGACAUCCCCACCUCGCUGGUCGAGUCGGAGAGCCUGCUGGCGCAGCACGAGAGCAUCAAGAACGAGGUGGACAACUACAAGGAGGACUACGAGAAGAUGCGCGACGUGGGCGAGGAGGUGACCCGCGGACAGACGGACGCCCAGUACAUGUUCCUGGCCCAGAGGCUGCAGGCGCUGGACACGGGCUGGCACGAGCUGAGGCGCAUGUGGGAGAACCGCCAGAGCCUCCUGGCCCAGGCCUUCGACUUCCAGACGUUCCUGAGGGACGCCAAGCAGGCCGAGGCCUUCCUCAACAGCCAGGAGUACGUGCUGUCCCACACGGAGAUGCCCAGCAGCCUGCAGGGGGCGGAGGACGCCAUCAAGAAGCACGAGGACUUCCUGACCACCAUGGAGGCCAGCGAGGAGAAGAUCAGCGGCGUGGUGGAGUCGGGCCACCGCCUCAUCACCGACGGCAACGCCACCGCCGACAAGAUCCAGGAGAAGGCCGACUCCAUCCAGGAGAGACAACAGAAGAACAAGCAGGCGGCCAACGAGCUGCUGGCUAAGCUGAAGGACAACCGAGAACUCCAGCACUUCCUGCAAGACGGACAAGAGCUGAAGCUGUGGAUCAACGAGAAGAUGCUGACGGCCCAGGACAUGUCGUACGACGAGGCCCGCAACCUGCACAGCAAGUGGCAGAAGCACCAGGCCUUCAUGGCCGAGCUGGCCUCCAACAAGGACUGGCUGGACAAGAUCGACAAGGAGGGCCAGGCGCUGGUGGAGGAGAAGCCGGAGCUGCAGCCGGUGGUGCAGCAGACCCUGGUGGACCUGCAGGGUCAGUGGGAGGAGCUGGAGGCCACCACAAAGACCAAGGCCCAGUGCCUGUUUGACGCCAACCGCGCCGAGCUCUUCACCCAGAGCUGCUCGGCGCUGGACGGCUGGCUGAAGAACCUGGAGGGCAAGCUGCAGAGCGACGACUACGGCAAGGACCUGACCAGCGUCAACAUCCUGCUGAAGAAGCACCAGAUGCUGGAGCACCAGAUGGACGUGCGGGAGAAGGAGGUGCAGGCGCUGCAGUCCCAGGCCCAGGCCCUGACCCAGGAGGACGCCGGGCUGGCCGAGGUGGACGGCCAGCAGAGGCAGCUCACCGACAGCUACUCCCAGCUGCAGGCGCCCCUGCAGGCCCGGAGGCAGCAGCUGCUGGCCUCCAAGGAGGCGCACCAGUUCAACCGGGACCUGGAGGACGAGAUUCUGUGGAUGAAGGAGAGGAUGCCCCUGGCCACCUCUACGGACCACGGGAAAGACCUGCCCACCGUGCAGCUGCUGAUCAAGAAGAACCAGACGCUGCAGAAGGAGAUCCAGGGCCACCAGCCGCGCAUCGACGACAUCCAGCGGCGCAGCCAGGCCCAGAGCCAGGUGGACGGGGCGCGGCAGGCCGCCCUGGAGGGCCGCCUGGGGGAGAUGAGGGAGCUGUGGGCGCAGCUCAUCGCCGAGACGGACCGGCGCCACGACCGCCUGGCCGAGGCCAACCGCGCCCAGCAGUUCUACGCCGACGCCGCCGAGGCCGAGGCCUGGAUGGGCGAGCAGGAGCUGCACAUGAUGUCGGAGGAGAAGGCCAAGGACGAGCAGAGUGCCCUGGUGAUGGUGAAGAAGCACCAGACCCUGGAGCAGGCCCUGGAGGACUACGCCCAGACCAUCCACCAGCUGGCCAACAGCAGCCGCCUCAUGGUCACCAGCGAGCACCCCGAAAGCGAGAGGAUCACGCUACGGCAGGCCCAGGUGGACAAGCUGUACGCGGGCCUGAAGGACCUGGCGGAGGAGCGGCAGGGCCGCCUGCGGGACCGGCUGCGGCUCACCCAGCUGAAGAGGGAGGUGGACGACCUGGAGCAGUGGGUCGCCGAGAGGGAGGUGGUGGCCGGCUCCCACGAGCUGGGCCAGGACUACGAGCACGUCACCAUGCUGAGGGACAAGUUCCGGGAGUUUGCCCGGGACACCAGCACCAUCGGCCAGGAGCGCGUGGACAGCGUCAACGGCCAGGCGGACGAGCUGAUCGAGUCGGGCCACCCGGAGAACGCCAGCGUGGCCGAGUGGAAGGACGGCAUGAACGAGGCCUGGGCCGACCUGCUGGAGCUCAUCGACACGCGCACCCAGAUGCUGGCCGCCUCCUAUGAGCUGCACCGCUUCCACCAGGACGCCGGCGAGGUGCUGGGCCGCAUGCAGGAGAAGAGGCAGGCACUGCCCGCCGAGCUGGGCCGCGACCUCAACACGGUGCAGCACCUGCACCGCCAGCACACGGCGCUGGAGAACGACAUCCAGGCGCUCAGCGGACAGGUGAACCAGGUGCAGGACGACGCGGCGCGGCUCCAGAAGGCGUACGCCGGGGAGAAGGCGGAGGACAUCCAGAAGAGCGAGCACGCCGUCACGGCCGCCUGGGAGGGGCUGCAGGAGGCGGGCCAGGCGCGCCGGCUCCUCCUGCUGGACACGGUGGAGAAGUUCAGGUUCUUCAACAUGGUGCGCGACCUCAUGCUCUGGAUGGACGGGGUCCACCUGCAGAUGGACGCCCACGACAGCCCCAGAGACGUGUCGUCGGCAGGGCUGGUCAUCCUCAACCACCAGGACAUCAAGUCAGAGAUUGAGACCCGGGCGGAGAACUUCACCGCCUGCAACGAGAUGGGCCACACCCUCAUCAACAACAACCACUACGCCUCCGACGAGAUCCGAGAAAAGCUGUCUCAGCUGCAGGAGAAGAGGGAGAUGAUCAACAAGAAGUGGCAGGACAAGAUGGACCACCUGCAGAUCGUGCUGGAGGUGCUGCAGUUCGGCCGGGACGCGUGCGUGGCCGAGUCGUGGCUGGCGGGCCAGGAGCCGCUGGUGCGCGCCGCUGAGCUGGGCGCCAACGUGGACGAGGUGGAGAGCCUCAUCAAACGCCACGAGGAGUUUGAGAAGCUGGCCGCGGGCUGGGACGACCGCUUCGUCCUGCUGGAGAAACUCACCACGCUGGAGGAGCAGGACCGCCAGAAGAGGCUGGAGGAGGAGGAGCGAGCGAGGAGGCCGCCCACGCCCGCCCCCACGGAGGAGGCCGCCCAAUCAGAGGCUGAGAGCCAGCUCCACGAAUCAGCAGCCAGGACCAGCCUAGACCAGACCACUCUGAACCAGUCUAUUUCGGUUAACGGAGUACACAGCGACAAUGACACUUCACAGGGAUCCGAGACGGACUCGAUCAACGGCCCGGGACGGGACAGCGGGCUGGCGUCGUCCCGCCUCGACCCGUCCGCCACGCUGCCCAGCAGGGGGGCCGCCGGGUCGGAGCCGGAGGCCCAGGAGGGCAUCCUCUGUCGCAAGCACGAGAUGGAGACGCACAGCAAGAAGGCCGCCAACAGGUCGUGGCAGAACGUGUACUGUGUGCUGAGGAAGGGGAGCCUGGGCUUCUAUAAGGACAACAAGAGCGCCAGCAACGGCAUCCCCUACCACGGGGAGGUGCCCAUCAGCCUGGGGGAGGCAGUGUGUGAGGUGGCCAACGACUACAAGAAGAGGAAACACGUCUUCAAGCUACGGCUUGGAGACGGAAAGGAGUUCCUGUUCCAGGCUAAGGAUGAGGCGGAGAUGAGUGCCUGGAUCAGCAGCAUCCACAGCACCAUCCCCGCCGUGGGCCCCGGGGACUCUCCCGUGGGGCCCCGGAACAUCGGCCGAGCCAUGACCAUGCCCCCCAUCUCGCCCAGCGCCGGAGGGGGGGGGGCCGCCGCCGCCGCCGCCGCCGCCGCCACCGUCACCAUGCGCAACAAAGACGGCAAGGAGAAGGACCGCGAGAAGAGGUUCAGCUUCUUCGGCAAGAAGAAAUAGAAAAUGAUUGGGGAAAGAUUCUGAGAAGACAUCGAAGAUUCAGAAGAUUGAGGAUGGAGGUGGAAAAAAAAAACAUUGAUGGAUAUACAAUGAUUGUCAACUUUUCAGCCGAGCUUAUUCAAGGGCGGAAAGGAAAGCACCCUCAUCUUACACACACACACACACACACUCACACUCACACUCACACUCACACACACACACACCGUUCCCCCAGUGCUGUUCCAGAGGAGAAGAUGGAGGACAGUGUUGUGUCUUACAUGGACCCUUCUUUCUUUCUUUGUUGUUCCGUUUCAUCAUUCCUGCUUUUAGCAUUUGAUCCCACAUUCUCCCGCAGCCAACAGACCAGUCAGUUCGUUGGCUAUCCGCAACAUGUUAGCGCCGGUUAUACACAAAAGGUUGUGUCGUGAUUGAGAUGUUAGUUCCAUUUCCGUUUCCAAGGUGAUUCCAAGUCGAAUUCCGCUUCCAGGACCGGACAAUGAUUGUUUUAGUUUCUUCCUGGAUCCUAGUUUUAGUUCCUUCUGAUGCUGUGUCACUAACAUCACAACAUGGACGGCUGAAGUGCGGACGCGUUCAAGUCUUCUCCCGUUUCUCUCUUUCUCUCCCCUCCAUCUCUCUGGACGGACAUCUUCUGCUCUCUCUCUCUCUCCAUCUCUCUGGAAGGAUAUCUCACUCUCCCCCUCUCUCUCGGGAAGGAAUUCUCGCUGUCACGGGAAGGACAUUACUUUGUUUCUCUUUUGCUUUUGGUGUUGAUGUUAUUAACAUGACCAAAUAUAUUGCUAUUAUUGUUAUUGUUAUUAUUAUUUAUCUUCUGGCAAUGCAGGUUGGAGCAAGAGAAGCUGUUAACUAUGAGAGUAAUGGGUGACCUUGAUUAAUGUUGUGAAAAAUAAUAAUUUGGUUUAACUAGUGGAGAAUGUUGGGCUUGCUUCUGUAUUCUUGUUUUUUUAUUUUUUAGGAAUGACAGUUGAUUGAGGUGUUUUUUUUU
Gadus chalcogrammus (walleye pollock) is the source of this 8785-nucleotide messenger RNA. RefSeq names its product spectrin beta chain, non-erythrocytic 1 (gene sptbn2). Gene Ontology annotation, biological process: actin cytoskeleton organization. Lineage: Eukaryota; Metazoa; Chordata; Actinopteri; Gadiformes; Gadidae. The record is from RefSeq and is a predicted model, not a curated record. Gene Ontology annotation, molecular function: actin filament binding; phospholipid binding; structural constituent of cytoskeleton. The transcript is spliced from 40 exons. Bases 571 to 7803 code for a protein of 2410 amino acids. Gene Ontology annotation, cellular component: cortical actin cytoskeleton; cell projection; spectrin.